Orbicella faveolata is the source of this 1866-nucleotide messenger RNA. RefSeq lists its product as uncharacterized. Lineage: Eukaryota; Metazoa; Cnidaria; Anthozoa; Scleractinia; Merulinidae. The record is from RefSeq and is a predicted model, not a curated record.
AUGACGGGUGACAGUAUUUGGAAUUUCGGGGCUAAAAAUGGGGUCGAAACUUAUAUUGUAGUAAGACGGACACUCUUCAUGUUUAUUCACUCAGAUUGUCNAAGACUUUUUAACAGAAAAAUUUCGAAGACUCUUGUUCCGAUUUCGUCGGUAAUCGUAACUCCCUUCCAAUAUAUAUCUUCAGUUUUGCUUGCUUUUUCCCCUCUCCACAGGUGGUGUGUAGGCAAUGUGCCUCAUAUACGCUAUGUUAGAAGCACGUUUGGUAUUAUCGAUGAAGGGCCCUUGCCUCCUCCAAUUUUACGCAUCAGUGAUGGCGGCCAUUUUGAAAAUCUAGCUUUGCUACCUCUCCUCAAACGUCGGCUACCAAAACUCGUUAUUGUGAGCGGAAGCAGUUGUGAAUCGGACGAAGAUUACGGUAACGAGCUUAAGAUUGCGAUAGAACUAGCGAGAGAAAAGCUACGAUGUUCUUUCAGUGGCUUGGAUGGUCGAGACAUCAUGGAGGAUAUCCGAGCGAAUUUUGUAGAGAAAGAGCCUGGUGACCAGCCCCGAUCUUACAGGUUCAAAGUGGCUUAUUACUCUAAAGACCCCGACAGUGGAGCCGAAAACCUGGUCGGGGAGGGGCAAAUCCUUUUCAUUGCUCCCAGACACCCAAAUAAGGGAGUACAUACGGAGGAGCACGUGACUUGGAAAGAGGCGUUGCAUGAUAUCAACGUUGAUCUUGAGGAAGGUCUGUGGGGAACUGGGCCCGAGUUGGAUGCUGACGAAGUCGAUCGUCUAACCUUUUGUUGCUGUGAAGCCUGCCACAGUCUCUGUUGUGCCUCAGCCUCGGCUUACUGUUGUGGUUCGUUUCCUCUUCAUAGUUCUGCCAAUCAGUUAUUCACACCUGCCAUGUUUUCAGCUUAUCACCGUGAAGGUUAUCGAGCAGCCACUGAGGCUAAAGCAGUCGAGUUUCUCUCGGGAUAAAACUCGGAACACCAGUCUUGGUAACUUUAGGGGUUUUUUCUUUUUGUGGGUAGCGCUCAAGGUUUUAAAACCGUAAAAAUCUAAAAUAGCCACCGUUGGAGUUAUAGUGUUACGUUUCAAGGUAUUGAACAGGAGGGGUUACAUAAUUCGAACCACGCACACAAAACAAGACUUACUAAAGUAGCUAUUGGGCACACACCCCUCCCCUCCACCCCACCCCCCGCCAUGUUCCUUAGGGUGUACAUACGGACAGGUCUUACCCGAGUGUGUUUCGGAAAAUUAAACGUGACAAGAUUUAAUUUAUUUUUCUCGACAAGGGUGUUUUGGAAUUGCCUGCUAUACCGUGAAAUUCCGAAACUUAGCGUUUGGCUUUUUGUAAUUGCGGUGACUUUUAAUAAUUAGGCCAGGUGGUUCGCGGCCACGCACGAGAGAGUGCGUGGCCGCGAACGACCUGGACCAUCUGAGAAUCAGGCUGGCAGUCGAGAACGGUCGUAAAUUUUAUUCGUCUUAGAUUGAUUAUUCGUCUAUGACGGAUAAUUCGUCUGUAGUAUAAAUGCCCGGCAACCUGAACUUCUCACAGAUUUUCGGCGGAAAGCCUUAUUCAAAAAUGAUGAGAUUGUUUGAAAAUACUAAGCGAUUCUAAAAAAAUGUUUUGGUUUACUAAUUGAAUAAGUAUUAAAGGCUUGAGGGAAUAUUUUCAACACAAAUAUUAGCGAGAGAUAUAUACGUUUCAACAUCGUUGGAUAUUGUUGACAAUGACAUCGGACGAUGUCGAAACGUCGUAUAUUUCUCUCGGUUUACUAACUGACGAAUUUACCGAGCUUGAGCAUAACAUAAAAUUGCGACGUUUUCGACGGCUGCCGGGCAUAAAUAAUAAUAAUAAUAAUAACAAUAACAAUGACA